AUGCAACCCGUCCUUAGUCCAUCCAGGGUCCUCAGUCCUCAGUUUUCCUUUGCUUCGCACCGCCUCACAUCUCCAACCAUGGGUCGGGAAUGUGCAACUUGUGGCCGCAACCUCCCCCAAUCAUCCUACACAGCCAACCAGUACGCCAAGGGUCCUGGUGUAUCGCGAUGCACGCAAUGCGUCCACGGCCACUACUCCGACACCCCGUCUGCAAGGCAGUCUGACGCCGGCAGAUUCAACAACUCCACCUCGGCUUUCAUCCCAGUCACGGCACUAGAGGAGCCGUUUGCGCAGGGCGCUUUUCGCUGGGUGGCCAAAGGGACGUACAGUGCAGGGCCUCGCAAGGGACAGGCAUGUGUUGUCAAGUGGUUCAAGAGUGGUGCCGUCUUCUCGAAGGAUUAUUUCGAUCUCGACGUCAAGGCUGUCGACAAGGCCUUGGAGUUUGUCAACGCGUUCAAUCAGCUAGGCAUCAUCAACAAAAUCGUCAAAAUCAAUAUACCUGAAGUGUGGCAAUUCAACGAUGAUAUUUACAGCGAGCGGUCAGGCCAGAAAGUUCUAUGCGAGCCAUUUAUCCAAAACUACCAAAAGUUCAACAGCAAUAGCGGAUGGCGCGAUGAGACCAGGGUAUGGGGAGAAGUCAUGCAGGCCCUGAGUCACUUGAGCUACCAUCUGUCGGGUGGUUAUUUCGUUCUGUGCGACCUCCAAGGCGGCAUCUACCAGCAUGAGAUAGUCCUCUCUGAUCCUGUUAUCCUGUCUCGGGAUCGUCAAUACGGCGUGACAGAUCUUGGCCCUGACGGUAUCAGCUCGUUUUUCGCUCAGCACGUCUGCAACAACUUCUGUCGCCCGCACUGGACGCGGCCUGCUAACCCGCAGCAACACUUCCGCCCGAUCCCAGGCACCAGUAUGAUGCGACGAUCGGUGCCGACCGAACUUUCAAGGCCCUUCGCAACAAGGUUCCUCGUCGGGUAG
Messenger RNA from Metarhizium acridum CQMa 102, 969 nucleotides. RefSeq lists its product as uncharacterized. Gene Ontology annotation, biological process: protein phosphorylation. The record is from RefSeq and is a predicted model, not a curated record. Lineage: Eukaryota; Fungi; Ascomycota; Sordariomycetes; Hypocreales; Clavicipitaceae. Gene Ontology annotation, molecular function: ATP binding; protein serine/threonine kinase activity.